UUGGAUUGUGGAAUCUCCUAAAAAUUAAUUCAAUCAAAAAACAUAUUUCCUCAGUUUGCAACAGUGAUUAAUAACAUUAAACAGUGAAAAUGGGUCUAAAAGAGUGUGAAAUUAAAUUGGAUUCACAAAUCAACACGUAUUAUGCUGGACAAACUGUUAAUGGAACCGUUACCUACACUUUCGACUCGCCGAAAAAGGUCCGAGGCAUUAAAAUAAAGUUUUUGGGCGAAGCUAAAACGGAAUGGACGGAAUCAGAAUCGGUCAAAAAUGAUGAAACGGGAAAAACAGAAGAGCGUCGCAAUGAAGUGACUGGAAAUGAAGAAUAUUAUCAAAUUACUUACUAUUUAAUGGGCGGUGUCAAUUCUGCUGAAACUGAGCUGCCUGCUGGUGCUCAUUCCUUUCCAUUCACAUGUGCAUUACCUCCACAGCUCCCAAGUAGCUUUGAAGGGGAAUUCGGCUACGUUCGUUAUACAAUUAAAGUUACUUUAGAUCGACCAUGGAAGUUUGAUCAGGACACAAAAAUGGCAUUCACGGUAAUCUCACCUGUUGACUUGAACAUGAUGGAAAAAGCACGCGAGCCUUUCAAGCUUCCAAUGGAAAAGACAUUCUGCUGUUGGUGCUGUGCAUCUCAGCCAUUAAGUGUCAUCGUAUCAGUUCCAGUAACAGGCUAUGUAUCUGGGCAAUCAAUUCCGAUUAUUGCAGAAAUUGACAAUCAAUCGAACGUGGAUCUUGAGAAAGUCAAGUUCCAGUUUAGAAAGCAUACAGCUUUCCAUACAACAUCACCGAAAAUGACUAAAAAUGUGGUGAAUUCAAUCGGAGAACUUGCAUUGGGUCCAUUUAAUAAAGGCGAACAACGAACAAUUAGACAAAGCUUGGAAAUUCCUCCACUUCCGGGAUCAAAUAUGAUGAAUUGUGGCAUUAUUGACUUACAUUAUGACUUAUUCGUUGUUUGUGAAGUUUCUGGAUUCCACACAAACUUGGAUGGAGUCAUUCCUAUCACAAUUGGAACGAUUCCAUUGAAAGACUACACUCCACAACCACCAUCAAAUCAACAAUCAUUUGACAUUUCUAUGAUGCCUACACAGCCAGUCUCGCCUGAAACUUCAGGAGGUGCCGUUGGAUGGAAUAUGGGCGAUAAUUCACUUUAUCCAAAUAUUCCACCACCAACAUUCAGUGAAGCUGAUUUCCAUGCAAAAUCUAUUAAAGAUAAGCAUGAUAAUGAACAUACACGAUUAAUUGGCAAUCAAGAAUCAUUUGCACCACGCUAUCCUGUUUAUACAUACCAACCAACUGCUCCUAGAAUGGAUUAAACAAGUGAUGACAAAAUGAUGCUUAAUGAAUGAAUAAUUUUUGAGGUAUUGAAGAUGAUUGAAGUUUCUUGUGGAAAUUGUUGAAUCUCUAAAAGUCGUUUAAAUUUUGAUUUUUUUGAACCGUUAAAAUUUGAAUUUUUUUGAACCGAUAAGAUUUAAAUUUUUGAAAACCGUUAAAAUUUGAAUCUUCA
Molecule: messenger RNA, 1501 nt
Organism: Chironomus riparius
Lineage: Eukaryota; Metazoa; Arthropoda; Insecta; Diptera; Chironomidae
Source: the annotation of a GenBank genome assembly